Torulaspora globosa is the source of this 1074-nucleotide messenger RNA. RefSeq lists its product as uncharacterized. Lineage: Eukaryota; Fungi; Ascomycota; Saccharomycetes; Saccharomycetales; Saccharomycetaceae. The transcript has a single exon. The coding region runs from base 1 to 1074 and encodes 357 amino acids. The record is from RefSeq and is a predicted model, not a curated record.
AUGGGCAACGCUAAAAAUAGUGAUUCUCUCCAAAAGAGUCUUGUCUAUGACUACUUGAACACAAUAAAGCCUUCUGGACAUCAAAUGUUCGGCAAAGUUCGUUUUAUCCGUUGCGGUAACUAUGUGUUAAAUUUGGUCUUCGGGAGAAUCGUCAAGAGUUUGCGUGAAGACCGCUUGUUUGCCGAGGCAUUCAGUAAAGUGACAAGGCUGGAGAAAAUCAUGAGGCGCUCUACUGCGGUCAAUGCAAGUCUGAAAGAACAUGAUCUACCACUUAUACCAUAUGAAUCGCAAACCAUAUGGAUUUAUACCUGGAGACAAGUUACUGUUUUUUUCCAAAAUUAUCCAGCCUAUUGGGAAUGGUUUAAAGCACUCGACACAAAAUCCCAUACUCACAUCAUCAAUCGAGUCCAGAGUGUCAUAGGAUUUGACGAAAAGACAAUUCAAAUGCUGACAUACUUCGUUGAGUGCUGCGAUAUAUUCACUGAGCUGGACUCCGCAUUCCAAAAUGAUGAGUUUAACAAUCUCCCUCAGGCUGUUCCUCUUUAUUAUAUACUGGGUCACUACUACAAACUGUGCUUGAGUGCGUUUGCCGGUAACCAUAUUCCAAAUAUUUCAGGCAUAGAUUUCUCUUAUUUCAAUGGCCGCGAGUGUUUAUCCCUGGAUGAUAAAAGGAUUGUCCUCCAAGCAAUCAAAGAUUCCUACAGCUGCUACCAAGACCACUUAUGUGAUCUCGAGGUGAAUCCUCUGUUCUACGUUGCAGUGCUCCUAGAUCCAACGGCAAAACAAGACAAGCUUCGUGAAGUAAUGGAAGCAGACGAGCUCACGGUUAGAAUAAGCGAAGUUAACUCAUUCAUGCGCAACUACCUGAAAGUACAGAGGUUUAGCUGUGCUACGGAACAGGAGCGGAGAAAGAUUCCUAAAGCUCCUAGCAAUGAAAACCUGCUGUCGUUUAAUAUACGUGUCGCACCUGAUCCGUCGAAGCACACCAGAUUGGCUGCGGAAGCUGAGUACAAUGAUGCAAGUUCUGAAGAAUGGGAACGAUAUCAGAGAGCCUGUAAUCGCAGGAAACUCUAG